UCGUUUAAGUACUAGUUUAUAAACAAUGGCUAAAACAGCAACUUUAACAUGUAUGUUCAUUUUCUACAUCACGUUUGCUUUAGCAAAACUUCAACAAAUAAAUUCACAGGAUUUGCAACAUUUGAAAACAAAAUGGAUGACUCAUUUAGGUUGUUUCAGUGUUACUGGAUUGGGAGAUUCGACAAGUGUCAAAUUGACAAACAUAACCAACAACCAACCUAAAACAUGUUCUAGACAGUGUGAAAACUGGAAUUUCUUCGCUCUACUUGAUUUCAAUUGUUUCUGUUUCAAAGAAGCAACAUUUAAGAAAUUCACGAAAGGUGGUGUGUCGAACAGAUGUUACAGAAAGUGUCCCAACUAUUCAGACAAAAUGUACUGUGGUUCCAUAGAUAUGAAGUAUGCCAAUCUAUAUAGGCAUGAUGAAGAUUUACCUCUCGAUGUCAUCGAUAAGGACUUCGACUGUCUAACUGUCAGUAAAAACAAAACGCAUAAGGAAAUAAAACAAAUGUCAUGUGACCAGGCUGUUCCGUUUAUAUGCAGUGGACAUCAUAAACCUGUUGAACAGAAAUUGACAUUCAAACAAGCAAAACUCUAUUGUGAAAACUUACAGAAAAAAAUGAUGAACUUUAGCGAAAAUCUACCUCAGAAGACAGAAGACAACAUAUAUUAUUGGGUUGGAACAUUUAGGCAACUUAUUGACCGUCAUGAGGAGACGAUUAUUUACACGUCGACUGCUACAAGAUCAUAUCCGGUUAAAUCAACACAAGAUAUUUCCAAACAAGAGACUACAAUCACACCUGCAAGAACUUUUGAACAGGACACUAUGACAACAGAGAGAACUACAUCUGUAGGAACAUCUGCAAAUCUUCCCACAAAAAUAUCAACGUUCUUUGCAAAGGAAGAAGGAGUCACACAAUCUGGUACUAUAUCGAAAUCAAUGAAAAGUGAAGAUCACCCUGAUGACAUAAAAUGUGGUAUAUUUUGUGUGGUACUAGGUAUUUUUUCUUCCUGCGUUUCCAUUUUGGUAUUAUUGGUGUGUUUGUUCAAGAUCAGAGAAAAAUGGAAUGGUUCUCUAAACAGGAAUGAACAGUUAUCAAAUAGACAAAAUGUAAAGGCAGAACACUCAAGCGAUGAUACAGAUGCGUUCAAAGAAAAUCGACCUGUAUAUCUAGAUCCAUCAAAUCAAAAAGCCGUAUUCCACAAACAAAAUCUGUCGACGUUACAUAUAAAUCAACACAUUUAUGAUGAAGCAGGAAUAUAUUCAAAGACUAACCUUCCUACAGCUAGGCAAGCUUGUGUGUCAGGUUAUCAAGAACUGAACUUUUGUAUUGACAAAACAAAGGAACAGAACGUGCAAGAAAGCGACGACGACAAAACUGUAAAAUAUGAAGACCCUUGGGGUAAAUCGUCUGAUAACAGAAAAGAAAACUCUAAACUGAAACCCAGUCCGAAGAAGAGGUUUUCAUUAGGAUUUCGUUCGUCAAUUUUCCGUCGUAAAGAAAAAUCACAAACCGAGGCAUACGAAGAGACUAUGAUCAAUCAUAAACAGUAUGUAUAUGAUCAACCAACACAAGAGAAAGAACAACGAAAAACUGAACCAUGGGUUAACUAUAAAUAUCGUCCAAGUUUGCCAGUUGGAAUAGGGGGGUUUAUAAUGACAGGCGGCAGGGGGUUGAGUAUUGCAGAUACAAUCCGUUCACGUGAGAUAGAAACAUCUUUACGGAAGACUGAAAAUCCUCCCGACAUUAUUCUGCACAACAGUGUUACAGGCGAAGAUACGGACAACAAUAUUUAUGCUACACCUCAACUACCAAUGUCAGAAAAUGAAAAGGCAAAAAGAAGAGGAAGUCAUUUCCUAAGAAAAAUUACAAGAAAGGGUAUUAAGUCAAAAUUACUAAAAAUUCCAAAAUCUAUCAAAAAGAUUCGACGACAGACAGUAGCUACCACUGAAGACGAAUAUGACGUACCAAAUCCUGUCGGAAGGCCAGCAGCUAAUACUCAGUCAUUACUUAUUGAAUCCAAUGAGCGUCAUGGUCUUCCAGUUCAUUAUGAGUUUGCAUCUCCUCUUGUUAAUACAAACAGGUGCAGCAACUUGGCAUCUGAACAUUUCAUAGAAAGCAAAGGACUUAAGAAAACAUACAGAUCGAAUACAAAAUCGUCACUAAUAUCUCCAUACCAAUUAGCCAAACCAUUGCCGAAUCCAAGAGAACCUCCAGAAGAAAAGGAAAUCGUCUACUUUGAACCUGUAGCCUGAUAAAUGCAAUUGUUAAAUUUGGCUGCUUUUUUUUUAUGCACAUCUAAAAACAACUCGUCCUACAGUUGAAGUAUGACUUUAUUUUAUUUUUAUAUAUCAUAAGGUACAAAUUUUAAUCGUUGAUUUUACUGUCGCAAAUACAGAAUAUAAAAAAAAAAAGAAAACUGGAGAUUUUCAAUAAUUUUAAUUUUUACGUCGACGAGUAAACGAAAUAUGCCAAGUUGCUCCUAUUCACAAGGAUCCGGAUGGGGUUUAAAGAAUAGAGAAUACUGGACAAAAAGAACAGAAUAAAGGGCUAAAAAUUAGAAAAUAGACAAAACAUAGACCCAAAAAAAAGAAUAGAGAAUAAUAGUGUGAUAAAAUAUACCGAAUAGAGAAUAAUAGGCAAAAUACAUAAAGAAUAGAAAAAAAUUGAUUAAAAGAUUAAAGAAUAAAGAAAUAAAGUACCCCAUCCAGACCCUCAUUUAUGUGUUAAAUAAAUUGUGUGCAAUGCAUGACAGUACUUAAUGAGGAUAUGCAUUUUUAUCAAGACGAAUUGAAAUACAAUUUAAUUUUUAAUACUAUCAAAGAAUUUGUGUUGACCAGUUGUAGGUCACAUAUUUAUAUAUAAUGUGUACAGGAUUUUUUUUUCAUUAAUUUUUCUAUUCAGUUAUAUUUUUAUGCCCCACCUACGAUAGUAGAGGGGCAUUAUGUUUUUCGGUCUGUGCGUCCGUUCGUUUGUCCGUCUGUCCGUCCGUCAGUCCGUUCGUCCGUCUGUCCCGCUUCGGGUUAAAGUUUUUGGUCAAGGUAGUUUUUGAUGAAGUUGAAGUCCAAUCAACUUGAAACUUAGUACACAUGUUUCCUAUGAUAUAUGAUCUUUCUAAUCGUAAUGCUAAAUUAGAGUUUUGACCUCAAUUUCACGGUCCACUGAACACAGAAAAUGAUAGUGCGAGUGGGGCAUCCGUGUACUAUGGACCCAUUCUUGUUUUGACUAUUUUGUUAUCCUCGCAUGUUUUUUUAUGAGCAUUGGAAACAUUUAAUUAUUUCUGCAAACUAUUUGACAGUUUCCUGACAGAAUAUCUGUCUAAGAGUGGUGUGUAAACUUUUGUCGAUAGAUUUCGUUUCUUUAAUUAUAAUAUAGUUAUUUCAAAUUUCUGCUAAAAAUAUUGUUUUUCUACUUGCGUGUCGUGUGCAGUGUAAAUUAUAAUAAAGAUUCACAAUACAGUUAAAUUGAAUUUCAAAGCAAAUGUAAACUACAAAUUAAUGAAAACAGAAGAUGAACCAAGGCCACCCACAAUUAAUCUGAUCAGUACAGUACAUCGAAUGAUUGUUAAACCAUGGCGUGUGGGAAUGCUGGAAGCGUCAAGAAUGAACAUAUGGUCCUUUGGUUUCCAUUGCAAAUUUCAAAUGCAGCAACUUGCAAAAUAGAUUGAACUAUUGCAAGGACCGGAGCACUGUUGAGUUUACAUUCAGUAUAUAAUUUUAAUGAAUUUACAUAAUCUUAUCAAUAAAGUCUUGGAAGUUUGAUAAAUUCUCUUAGACUGAGUGUAUUUAAGAUCUUAAGACAACUACGCUGUAUAUAUCUGCUGUCAUAUUUUAGUGAUUAUAAUAUACUGUACGAAA
Messenger RNA from Mytilus californianus (California mussel), 3856 nucleotides. RefSeq lists its product as uncharacterized. Lineage: Eukaryota; Metazoa; Mollusca; Bivalvia; Mytilida; Mytilidae. The record is from RefSeq and is a predicted model, not a curated record. Bases 26 to 2254 code for a protein of 742 amino acids. The transcript has 9 exons.